CUAACACGCAAUUAGACUGUAAAAAACUCUCUUUAAGCCAGCCAGCCAGCUAGCUUUGGCUUCCAUUGACAGCUCCUUUGAUUCUCUCUCUCUCUCUCUCCCCCUCUCUUUUCCCAAGAAGCAACGUAGCAACCCCAGAAACACCUUCCCUCAACAAAACCAGGCAUACCCUCUCUCCCUCUCCUAUUUCAUAUAAAUCUCUCUCCUUUACUGUGUUCCAGCAUCCAAGUCUAUACUCUCUCUCUCUCUCUCCGUGUGUCUGAAGUUGGUUUGUGAGAUAAGGGAUGGUGCAGCACCUGCGAUACCAUCAGCUGAAAAAGGGUGAAGAGUUUGAGGUUGAUGAAGAUGAUGAGUCACAUGCUCUUGUUUUGGUGUGUGGAAAUUCUGGUUAUAACAAGAGAACAAGACCAAAACUUUUCUAUCUUCUUUUUCUCUCUCUUCUCUCUUGCAGCUUGAUUUUAGCCCUUCAGUUCCUAACCUCUACCUCAACUUUUUCUCUCUUAUAUUCAUCGGGGUUGAAGAUGAAGCCCAUGCUGCUGGAGUGGAUGCAAAUGCUUCAAUAUGUUCUUCAGUCCCUAAUGGGACCAUAUGUUGUGAUAGAAGCAGUAUCAGGUCUGACAUAUGUAUCAUGAAAGGGGAUGUAAGAACACACUCUGCUUCCUCUUCAAUCCUUCUUUAUACCUCAAAAAACACCAAUGGUUUCAUCAACUAUGUUUCGGGUGAUGGCGAAGAAGAUGAAGGAGAGGAAAUCCAACUCGAAAAGAUUAGGCCAUAUACCCGAAAAUGGGAAGCAAGUGUAAUGCAAACCAUUGAUGAAUUAGACCUCAUUUCCAGGACUGGAAAUUUGGGGAAUGGUCAUCACUGUGAUGUUCAUCAUAAUGUUCCAGCAGUGUUUUUCUCGACCGGGGGAUAUACUGGUAAUGUUUAUCAUGAAUUCAAUGAUGGGAUUUUGCCUCUCUACAUUACUUCUCAGCAUUUGAACAAGAAGGUUGUGUUUGUUAUUCUUGAGUAUCAUAGUUGGUGGUAUACCAAGUAUGGUGACAUUCUUUCACAUCUUUCGGACUAUCCACCGAUUGAUUUUCAUGGAGAUAAUAGAACCCAUUGCUUCCCAGAAGCCAUUGUUGGUCUAAGGAUCCAUGAUGAGCUCACAGUGGAUCCUUCUUUGAUGGAAGGGAGUAAGACCAUAAAAGAUUUUCGGGACCUUCUAGACCGAGCUUAUUGGCCUCGAAUUAGAGGCUUGAUUGAAGAUGAGGAAAGGGAAGCCCAAUUGAAUAUGACAGGGCAACUUGCUUUACCACCAUCAUCCAAGAUCCCAAUGGAAAGAACAAAAGGAAUGGAAUUAGUAUUAAAGAGACCAAAACUACUCAUACUAUCUCGAAAUGGGUCAAGGGCAAUAACUAAUGAAGAUUCAUUGGUGAAGAUGGCGGAGCGAAUUGGUUUUCGUGUGGAGGUUUUGAAGCCUGCGAGUACAUCAGAGCUGGCAAAGAUUUAUCGAGCUCUUAAUUCAAGUGAUGUGAUGAUUGGAGUCCAUGGUGCAGCCAUGACACACUUCCUCUUCAUGAGGCCUGGCUGUGUGUUCAUCCAAGUGGUACCCCUUGGAACUUCAUGGGCUGCAGAGACUUACUAUGGAGAACCAGCAGUGAAGCUUGGUUUGAGGUAUAUUGGCUAUGAAAUCCUUCCAAGAGAGAGCUCAUUAUACGACGAAUACAAUAAAAAUGAUCCUGUUCUGAGAAAUCCAAGUGCUGUGACUGAAAAAGGAUGGGAAUUUACUAAGAAGAUCUAUCUUGAUCGUCAAAAUGUGAGGUUAAAUCUAAAUAGAUUUGGGAAGCGGUUGGUUCGUGCCUACGACUACUCUGCCACAAGGAAGAACCGGAAUGUUCAUCUUCAGUCACAGUAGUUCUCAAUCUUCUAUGAACUGCAGCCAUUAUUUACUCUUGAACACAUUCAAUCGAAUUCUUCUGCAUUGUAAACUAGUAAGCAAAAGAUUGGGAAGAUGCUUGUAUAGGUUAGUGAGAUUAAAUUUCUUCUUCUGUACAUUUAAGUAGCAUAACAACUGAGCUCAAUUUUGGUGUAUAUUAAAGCUUUUUGGGAAACAAUUUA
Molecule: messenger RNA, 2100 nt
Organism: Ilex paraguariensis (yerba mate)
Lineage: Eukaryota; Viridiplantae; Streptophyta; Magnoliopsida; Aquifoliales; Aquifoliaceae
Source: the annotation of a GenBank genome assembly